GCUCAACUCGUAGAAUUGAUGUUACGUGAUGAACGAACAUUACAUUACACAAAGUACAAAAAUAAACAUCAAACAGUGCAGUUCAUUGUAAAGGAAUUCCCAUAUGUGCUAAAAGCUACAAAGGAAUGAUUUUGGACAACGGUGACACAAACAAGCAGUUUUUUGUUUAAUUUUAAUCGAUUCGGUAUCUGAAAACAUGGAUCGGAAAAGCAUUACCUCACGUUUUCGUAUGAUAGUUUCUAUUUUGACAAUCUUGACUGCGACUAUAUCGCAAGUGACUGGCGAUGCGGAUUUACCCGUUAAUAAUAUCCCGAUUUACAGCGAUGGAAUAUAUUUCGAGAGCCUCAAGCCGGUUAAGAUUCAAGUCAGUUUCUGGACGCUGCAAACGACUUACGAGCUGAAAGAAUUCGUCGAUGAAAUUGCCAUAGCUAAUGCUAGUGUCAAUAAGCUGAUUCAGGCAUGCCGGGACUUGAAGAGCCAAUUUCCUAGCAGUUGUGAAAGCAUAGGAAACAUCAUUGACCUUACCCAAGAGCUGAACGAUUUCCGAGAAUUGUUGGCGAGUUUCUGCGAGAAAAACAAUCGAAAGAAACGAGGAAUUCUUAAGUCUUGGUUUGGAUUGAUGGAUGGUGACGAUCGGGACGAAAUUGACGGCAACUUCAAGAAGGUUGAUGAGCAAAUUGCUACUCAAACAACAACGGUGGAGCAUUUUUUCAAUAGCACGAAUACGGCGAUUGCAGCGCUGACUGGAAACAUGUUUCAAGUCGACCCCAAGCAUCCUAAAACAAUCGAUUACAGCCGAGAAGGUCAGCUUCUGAUGAUGGAUAUCAUGCUCAACAAAAUAAUCCGUAAAAAGGAACUUUUCAUGAAGCUUUUACAAACAUCCAGCUCGAUGUCUCUCAAUGAUGAGAUAGUAAGCUCAACUCGCUUACUGAAGGAACUUCUGAAACUGCAAAAAAUCUUACCAGAAGAUUUUACUUUUCCCGUUAAAUUAAAUCUUCGCGAAGUGAUCAAAAUGUACUCGCUUUCGAAGGUUAUGGCCGUGGUGGAAGACUGCAAAAUGAAGGUUAAUAUAUUGUUACCGCUUUGCAACAAAAUCGAAUAUACGACUCUCAAGGGAACCAGUGUGCCUACAAUGCAAGAGGGUAUUCUCAAAAUGUACCCGUUGGAAAAUGAUGUAUUGGUGUACAACAAUGUCCAUCACCUUGGAAUGGUGAUGAACUAUGGCGAGUAUAAGACCUGCAAUCACUUGAAUGAUUUUGCCCUCUGUAAUAUGAACCAUUUGAUGAAGAACUUAUCGACUGCUGAUGAUUGCAUUGUAACGUCCUUUUUCAACCGGACACAUGGUGACUCAGAUUGUCGCGUCAGUCGAUUUGAGUUAAGGCAUCAGAUUUGGAUACAGCUGGCUGACGCGAACCGGUGGGUUUAUGCUGUGCCUAAUCGAACUAUGAUUGAAGUUAACUAUGGACUAUCCAAUAAAAAAAUACUUGAAAUCGGUGGUAUCGGUAUGCUAAAGUUAACUCGCAUGUGUCAUGUAAGAUCUCAGGAUAUCAUUCUUCAAUACGUACCGCAAAUGACUAGUAUCGUCGGUUCACAAACAUUAGGAUUCCAGCUACCGGCGGUAGUGACGCGUGAUCAACCGCGUAUAGUUUCAGCUAGCGAUAACAACAAAAUAAUCUUAGCUGGGGAAAACGCCGAAAAUGCCCUUCAGGAACAGACCCAUGUCUCUGGCAUAUAUUACGAACAGUCUGGGGUUUCGCUCUGGGCUGUCGGAGGUAUCAUUUGUGGAGUGUUUACUGUAACUUUCAUAGCGGUUAAGGUUUACCUGAAAAUGGUGAAUGAAAAACGAAGACAACAAGUGUUAAUGGAACGUCUCCAGCAGCAAGAAAACGCAGCGCAAAAUAGUGCUAGUGGUCAUAACGAAAGUUUUGUUUCUACAGGUUCGCCGGAUACUUCGCAGCAGGGCUUAAUCAGAGAGCCAACUGCACCCGCAUUUGCGGACGUUUUUAACAGAGUAUUUCCGAAUAGACGAUAGAGCGUUAUGUUACAACACCUAAUUCUUAAAUUAUCAGACACGAAGCAACGACUCCGGCAAAUAUAUUCCUUUUUUAAUUUUACUAUGCAUAAUUGAUUCUGGCGAUUAAAACAAAAAAGGAGAUUGAAAUUGAUACCUUUUGAGCUAAAUUAACUAAAAAGAUAUAGACAAAAAUAAUCAUAUAAAAUUACCCCAUUUGGAAAAAUAAUGUACGAUCUCAAAGGAAAAAAAAAACAACCUAUAAUUGACGUUGGCCUAUAAUACGAUAUAAUCAAACUGGCUUGAGCGAAAAUAGUGCCAUUUCUAUGUGUGCAUCUCCAGUGUAUUUUCAAAAUUUUCUCUUAUUUUUCGAAUAUGUGUACUGAUUAUUAAGUUAUAGUUUCUCAUUCAUAAGUGAUAGUUUCGCAGUGCUAGAUUUCUUUGAAUUUCAAGACAAGGCAUAAGCGGAGAAAUGUCGCAAAGAAAAAAAUACACACUGAAGUUGUAAAAACGGAAGUAAACAUUUAUUACACUAUGCAAUUAUGGCCUAGAAUUAUUCGGUCCACUAUUUUAUACUAUUUCCUGUACCAUAUUUCUGUAUUUAAACUAACCAAAAUCCAAACCAAAAUAUAGGAUAAAAAUUGCUUUGAUAUGAACAGAACUAUUCCUAACGAAGGUUGGCAAAACUGGUCAAUAGUUGUUAACAAGAAACUGUUUGGUGAUUAUAGCGUUACACUCAAGGAACAAAACAUAGACGUUUGAUCAAUGAGAAAUAUAUUUUUAGGAAUAUUUUCACUGUAAUGGGAAUGUGAUAAAUAAAAACUGAUUGCCUUUGAAUAUCAAGGACAUUUGCUCUGAAUUAUAAAGAUUAGAUCGAA
Molecule: messenger RNA, 2889 nt
Organism: Wyeomyia smithii (pitcher-plant mosquito)
Lineage: Eukaryota; Metazoa; Arthropoda; Insecta; Diptera; Culicidae
Exons: 4
Coding region: 197-2032 (611 amino acids)
Source: RefSeq, a predicted model, not a curated record